AUAUUUAUCAACUGGUCUUUCUUUUCGGAACCUUGCUUUUUCAAUGCGAAUGGGUGCAUGCACUGUUGCUAAAAUUGUUCACGAGACUUGUCUAGUUAUUUGGGAAGAACUCGUAAAUGAAUUUAUGCCAGUUCCUACAAAAGAACAUUGGGAAAAAGUUAGUUUAGAUUACAAUGACAAAUGGGGCUUUCCAAAUUGCAUUGGCUCUAUAGAUGGMAAACAUUGUCAGAUUAAAUGUCCCAAAAAUKCAGGUUCAAGUCACUUCAACUACUUAAAAUAUUUUUCACUAGUUUUACAAGGAGUUGCUGAUGCGGAUAAAAAAUUUAUAAUAAUUGAUGUUGGUGCCAGAGGUAAACAAAGUGAUGGUGGAACUUUUGCAUCUUCUAAAYUUUGUAAUUUAAUAAGCAAUAAUAAUUUGAAUGUAUCACCAGAAAAACAUUUACCUGGUACAAAUAUUAAAGUACCCUAUGUUUUGAUCGGAGACGAAGCUUAUCCAUUAAAGCAGUACUUAAUGCGCCCAUUUCCAUCUCGAGUACUAAAUCCAGCACGGGAAUAUUUCAAUGAAAGAUUAUCAAGAGCACGCAAGUGCAUUGAAUGUACUUUUGGAAUUCUGCGCGCAAAAUGGAGAUUACUAGGGAAGGACAUAGAA
Diuraphis noxia (Russian wheat aphid) is the source of this 649-nucleotide messenger RNA. RefSeq lists its product as uncharacterized. The record is from RefSeq and is a predicted model, not a curated record. Lineage: Eukaryota; Metazoa; Arthropoda; Insecta; Hemiptera; Aphididae.